Messenger RNA from Gorilla gorilla gorilla (western lowland gorilla), 7433 nucleotides. It is a transcript of the gene GFI1, whose product is annotated as growth factor independent 1 transcriptional repressor. Lineage: Eukaryota; Metazoa; Chordata; Mammalia; Primates; Hominidae. Gene Ontology annotation, biological process: regulation of transcription by RNA polymerase II. Gene Ontology annotation, molecular function: DNA-binding transcription factor activity, RNA polymerase II-specific; RNA polymerase II cis-regulatory region sequence-specific DNA binding. Bases 2608 to 3876 code for a protein of 422 amino acids. The transcript has 6 exons. The record is from RefSeq and is a predicted model, not a curated record.
GAGAGACAGAGCGGUCUCUCCCGAAAGCAAGAUUCCGUUUGAAAACUCUCCUAGCGCGGUGCCCGCGCCGUGACUCCGCAGGUAGGUCCGCCGAGCCUGUUCUGCGCCUCCUGCCCUGGUGGGGGCGGCCGCGGGGACUCGCAGAGCACUGGCACUGCGGGGGCGAUCAGAGGGCGCGGGCGGUUUCCCACCUGCUGCGGACCGCCGUGCGGGAGCCCCGAGAGCUCCGGCAGCUGGGUUAGGGCGCGACCCGCGCAGUGUGACUGGAAAUCUGGAGCUGGGGGCGCGCAGCAGGCGGUCUGGUGGUUCGGCAGGGGAGCCAAAUCCACCAGGGAAGGAAACAUCUGGUGGGGAGGCGGCGGCAGCUGCGCUCGGGAGGACGCCCCCUUAGCGCCCUCGGCUCCCUCCUUCCCGGGCCCGGACGGUGAGGAGAGGCCUGAGCGCGCGUAGGGGCCGCCCCACCUCCCGCGCCAGCUGCAGCGCGGGGUUGCCUUCCCACGCGCUCGGCCCAGGCCUCCGGGCCCCUAUCUCCUCCAAACUUUGUCGCUCCCCACAGGAACCAGCAAAGCGGGCCGGGGUGCGAGAGAGGCGUGGGCUUACAGCCCGGGUGGGGAGGCGGCCUCCGCGUCCGCCUGGUCUCUGGUGGCGCCAGCCCAGACCCAGCUCCGGCGCUGACAGUUACCCCGCCCCCAUCUGUCCCGCUCCCAGCCAACGCGGGUCCAAGCUGCAGCGGGACCCUCGGGACAACGCCACUCCGUUUUUCUUUUCUUCCGAGUUUCGUGGCUGUUUAAAGAAUUGGGUUUGGGGUUUGUGGCGUCUAAUUGUACGGACGAGAAGUGCAGGAAGCGACAAAGCUCUAGCCCUAGGAGCCAACCCGGAGGGAGGCGGAUGGCACCCUCACCCCUAGGGGCAUUCUGGCGCUUGGGUAGCGGGAAACUUCGCGGGAGCCCCGCGACACGUCCCAGGCGUCUUUUCUCCCAGGUCUAUUCCCAUUCCUCCGGAGAAGGGGACACAAUGGGGCUGGGGAUCUGGAGCAGGGGGCCUGCACCCUACAGGGACCAAGGCCUGUAGGACUCGUUUGAGCUGAGAGCGCCAACGGACAGACGUAGGCUGUGUGGCCUGCAUCUUGCUUAGGAAGCCGAGGGGCUCCUAGUCCGGCAGUGGAAACAGCGCGAAGCCGGAGGACUGCAGGUCCUGCCCCGGCCCAGAGUUCCCAGCAACCUCGUUUCUGAACCAGCCGAGGCCACGGAGAACUGCUGUACUGCAGCUCACGUAUGAACCCGGUCACCAUCGCCUUCACCCCGGGAGGAAGGCAGAUUCGUUUACUCCAGACCACCUCGACUGUGGGGUACCGCCCCCGGAGCCGGCUGGAGCCUAGCGGCAGGCGCAGCCACGCCCUCCCGCUGCGCUCAGAUUUCGACCUGGUAUUAGGUGAACUGAUUGGGGGUUAAUGAGAGCGACGCCCGGGGCAGCUAGUUCCCUCCCGGGCCCGGGCCCGACCCCCGCUCUCUGCCAGUGCAGCCUGCGCGCUCUGGCGUCCUGUCUUUUUUGUCUGCUAAAUUGUCGGUGCACUACCGACUCGGGACACCUAGCAUUUCCCAGUCAACGUUCGUGGAUCGGGCUCCACCUCCCUAGGACAAGAUUUUUUGGUGAGCAGAACGGAAAGUGCUUUUUUCCCGGGACCUGAUUCCCGAGGUUAGAUCUCCAUGGUCUGGGAUGGCUCGCCGCAGCCUCGACCGGUGCCCGCCGCAGCCGGGAGUCCAAGGCCAAAGUUUCUCCUACGUGGGGCACUAGUGAGGGGCGAGUGGGAUCACCCGGAUGCGAGUUUCUCCUGGGGCGGGGGUUGGUCCUCUGUUGUUCCCCUCACUUUCCUGUCCCUUUGCUCUCCCACCUCCUUUCUCUGGCCUCUGCUGUCCCCAAUCCCUCUGCUGCUGUCCUCCCGCCGCCCCACAGUUUUAUCUUGUGUUCUGUUCCCCCCUCCCCCCGGUCCUUUCACUCCAGUUGGUAGCUGGCUCUUGGAGGUCUUGGCUCCUUGCCCCUUCCGGGUCCUCGACCACUGGGCAUCCCCGGCCCCUAAACCGAUCCGCGUGUCCCCGCCCUCCCUCGCCAGCCGUAAAGCACAGCCAGGCAGGCAAUGAGUAGCUGAGUUGGGGUAACCCACCCGAUGGGAACUACAGCCCUCCAGGGAGUUUGAUUGCCGGAGCGAGCUUGGCUAGGAAAGGGGAGGAGCUGGGGGGCGUGGGCAGGGAGGAGGAAAGGGGCCUGAGCCAGGGCCCCGGGACAGGUUUUACCGCUGAGCUGUGUCAGUGGCGGCGGCGGCAACGACGGCGGGUUCGCGCCACCUGUCCAAGUGCCACCUGGUAAGCGCGGCGCAGCAGGGUCAAGCCCCUCCUCCCGUGGGCCCUCUGCGCGCCUCCCUGGCCCGCGCUCUCCCUCCGCCUGGGUGCCCAGUCCGCCGCACCGGAGAGUACUGACCCACGUCUCCACCCGAUUUUCUUUCCCUCUCAGGUCUCCUCCGGGCUGGGGCUGAGCAAGCCCUCGGAGUGACCGUGGGUGACAGCGGCUCCAGGGACUCUUGGGGCGCAGUGGGGAAAGUGCCGGACCACCAUGCCGCGCUCAUUUCUCGUCAAAAGCAAGAAGGCUCACAGCUACCACCAGCCGCGCUCCCCAGGACCAGACUAUUCCCUCCGUUUAGAGAAUGUACCGGCGCCUAGCCGAGCAGACAGCACUUCAAAUGCAGGCGGGGCGAAGGCGGAGCCCCGGGACCGUUUGUCCCCCGAAUCGCAGCUGACCGAAGCCCCAGACAGAGCCUCCGCAUCCCCAGACAGCUGCGAAGGCAGCGUCUGCGAACGGAGCUCGGAGUUUGAGGACUUCUGGAGGCCCCCGUCACCCUCCGCGUCUCCAGCCUCGGAGAAGUCAAUGUGCCCAUCGCUGGACGAAGCCCAGCCCUUCCCCCUGCCUUUCAAACCGUACUCAUGGAGCGGCCUGGCGGGUUCAGACCUGCGGCACCUGGUGCAGAGCUACCGACCGUGUGGGGCCCUGGAGCGCGGCGCUGGCCUGGGCCUCUUCUGUGAACCCGCCCCGGAGCCGGGCCACCCGGCCGCGCUGUACGGCCCGAAGCGGGCUGCCGGCGGCGCGGGGGCCGGGGCGCCAGGGAGCUGCAGCGCAGGGGCCGGUGCCACCGCUGGCCCUGGCCUAGGGCUCUACGGCGACUUCGGGUCUGCGGCAGCCGGGCUGUAUGAGAGGCCCACGGCAGCGGCGGGCUUGCUGUACCCCGAGCGUGGCCACGGGCUGCACGCAGACAAGGGCGCUGGCGUCAAGGUGGAGUCGGAGCUGCUGUGCACCCGCCUGCUGCUGGGCGGCGGCUCCUACAAGUGCAUCAAGUGCAGCAAGGUGUUCUCCACGCCGCACGGGCUCGAGGUGCACGUGCGCAGGUCCCACAGCGGUACCAGACCCUUUGCCUGCGAGAUGUGCGGCAAGACCUUCGGGCACGCGGUGAGCCUGGAGCAGCACAAAGCCGUGCACUCGCAGGAACGGAGCUUUGACUGUAAGAUCUGUGGGAAGAGCUUCAAGAGGUCAUCCACACUGUCCACACACCUGCUUAUCCACUCAGACACUCGGCCCUACCCCUGUCAGUACUGUGGCAAGAGGUUCCACCAGAAGUCAGACAUGAAGAAACACACUUUCAUCCACACUGGUGAGAAGCCUCACAAGUGCCAGGUGUGCGGCAAGGCAUUCAGCCAGAGCUCCAACCUCAUCACCCACAGCCGCAAACACACAGGCUUCAAGCCCUUCGGCUGCGACCUCUGUGGGAAGGGUUUCCAGAGGAAGGUGGACCUCCGAAGGCACCGGGAGACGCAGCACGGGCUCAAAUGAGCACCCUGGCUGGCUGCAAGCAGCAGCUACACAACACUACAGAGGGCAGCCUCCCUGCUUGCCACCACUCUGCUCCCUGCUUGCCUCCACUCCCUUCUGACUUUCCAGACCCCAGGUCCAGUCUGCAGAUCCUACCAGGUUGCUCCUCCUUUGCCUUACCUCCUGGAGCUGCCAGAAGAGAUGAGGUACCUUUUCAAAGUGCAGCCGAGAGUGAGAACCAAGUGACUCUCUAGGCUUCAGACACAAAUAGGCUCCUCUACACCUGAAGACAAAGGCAAAGUCAAAUGGGGACCAGAAUAAAUCUUAGACCCCACAGUCCUUCCCAUUUCCAGCCCUAAUCUACAGACAGGAAUGCCCUUCAGGUUUCUUCCCUCCCCCUCUUGACCUACCCCAGAUAUUUGUGUGGAAGAGGAGGAAUCACCGUUUACAAGGUGGACAAAUGCUAAUAUUUUUAUCUAGAAAGAAGAGUGAGUGUUAACUUUUAUUUUUUUCCUUCUGGGGGGUCUGUUGACUCCUUUCUUUUGGGUGCUGCCUAUAAAUCUUGGAGGAAUCAUUUCUCCUCCUCAAAAACUGAUUCAGAAACUGACUUGGGGAAGGAAUUUAGUACUUUGAAGUCAUGAGAUGCACCAUCGAGGCUACCCCCAAGAAGGAGCAGAAGAGAAGUUGGUAAUGAGAGGGGAUUAGAGGUCCUGCCUUCAGUAGGCCUGUGAAAGCCUCAUCACUGGAGGUAAAAGCACAAGCAAUGCCUGUGGACAAGAUGUCAUUCAUUCACUCAGCAAAUGUUCAUGGAUCACCGGCUACCAAGGUACCAGGCACCAUGCUAGGUAUUGGGGAAGAGAGACUGAAGUCACAAUCCCUGACUGCUCCUCAAAAGCUAACGGUUGCACCUCCAAGUGGCUGGGUCUGUUCUUACUCUUGGAGGGAAUUCUGAGAAGACAGCACAGAAUUGUAAACCUUCCCUUUUGACCCUUUUGGAUUUUAUCAGGUGUAAACAAAAAGCUGAACAGUUACUUCAAAGAUAUGUGUGUAUAUUCAGUUUUUUAUUGUUAAGCUGAUAUUUUAAAGAUUUCUGAGCUAGCAGGCAUGUGGGAAGGAAGGCUCUGUCUUCAACUCUUUGACCCUCCAAUGUGUACCAUAGAGGGGGGAAAGGUGGUAUUUUCACUUUGAUGAGGUUGGUAAAUGUUUUUAGAUCUUCUGGUAAGCAUUAUGUUUGUUAAUACAUAUUUAUUAGAGUGAUGUUUUAAGUUAAUAAAGUAUUAAGAGUAUUAAAGAUUGCCUUUCCUUUAGGCAGGGAAUUUGGGGAAGACCUUUGUUUUAGUCUGUAGAGGGAAAGCUGGCACUGAAGGAAACUGCAAUGGAGUAUAAAAGUGAAGCACACAAGCUAAUAUCCAGAAGAGUAAAAUCCGAUUGCUCGGGUUUCCAUAUACUUUCUCCUUUGCUGCUACACCUCAGAGAUACUUCUUUCAUCUUCUUUCAUAAGAGAAAAACUAGGAGGUGUACAAAACUAAGCUAUUACCUUGUAGAGCCCCUGAUGGUUCCACAGGCAUGUAAGUAAGCUUUUUCCUCUGAAAAUGUCAACAUAUUUUUUUAGGGGCCUGAAGGCUCCCAGAUGAAUAAAGAAAUCACAGGUCUUAGGUCUAGGUUUUAGUUUUAGUCACAGCUCUGUCACCAACACAUCAUGUGACUUGUGUAAAUCUUUUGACUUCCCCGAUACUGGUUUCCUUGAUCAAGUAAUACGGAGACAGCUCUGUCAUUCCUGUCCAACCCUGACUGCUUUGAUUCUGUGGAGACUGGAAAGGAAAAAAAGUGUGAGAUUGGUUAGCUGCCUCCCCUAAUGCAAGUCACAAAUCUAAAGGCCCGUGAGGAUCUGGGUUAUUUCUGGUUCUGUCCCACCUGUGGGAGUUUUUUGCAUAAGUCAAUCCUUUAAGAGAAUGAAACCAGAAUAAAAUCCUGGCCAAAAUCCCUACUACUAGUGCUUUAACACCUCCCAGCCAGACAUUCAGGGUAUGCAUGCCCCAUGGUGAGAACCAGCAGAUUGCCCAUUUCCAACUCAAAUUGAACUCACACAUAUAAUUGAGCACCCAGUAUGUGCUGGGCACUCUUCUAGGGGGUGGAGAUAUAGCAGUGAGGACAAUGUCUUACGAAGCUUUAUUUAUUCAUUGUUGAAUCCUCAGUUCCCAGAAUAGUGCCUGGCACACAGUAGGAGAUUAAUAAAUAUUUACUGAGAUGUUAAGUGAAUAAACAGAAAAUAAGCUCCUGCUUCAUCGUAGGGCCUGGCUCUGCUCUACAGCACAAAGGGAAGAGAGAUUGCUUGACAGCCUGGGAAACAAAUAGAAUCCACACGACUUUCUCUCCAGGUUGGCAGGGAAGAGGGGCUUGAAUGCUGCUUUUCUCUGGUCUCUCCAAAUCUCAGUCCUUGGCUGUCCUCACCUGAUUUCCAGCACCAUGUCUUUCCAUGUCAGUUUACUCUCAUUCAGAAUUUAAAUUUGUUUACUCUGUAAUGGAGUUUAAGAUAGUUUUUCAGAACUGAUGGAUGAUGAACAGUUGCAGCGUCCAGGAACCACUUCCUAGUGUCCUGGGAGACAAUCCUCCCAGUGAAUAAAAAUGACAAAAACAUCCUUCCCACAGAAGUCACCCUGUGUACUGGUUGGUUAUUUCCAACCUGGUUUGAAAAGUAAAGAAGUUGCACUGAGGGGUAAGUAGAACUGAUUGAAAUCUAGGUGCCUGUACUGUCCUGCUCUUCCCUUAUGACAUUUAGAACAUUUGGUCCAUUUUUGUUAUCCCUGUUUAUGCUCUAAGUGAGGAAUUGUAAUUUUGAUGUUAACUGUAUGCCUUUUUUUUUUAGGUAAAAAAUGUAUCUUGAUAUCCCCAGUUCAGAAUCAAAACAAAUUACUGUGCCUGUUACCGUGUGAAAUUUGAAGAUUGCAAAUAUCUCUCUUAGUGUUAUUACUUGACUCCAUUAAAAAUAGAUUGUGAAUAUUCCAUGUCACAUUAUUCAUGAGGCAGGCUGUAUGCCUUUUGUCUGCUGGAGUAACAGUAGAAAGGGUAACAAGAGACACCAGAGCACACCUUUGUUUCUUUCACUAAAUUUUUAAUAACACCUCCAGCUAGCCAGUUGGUGAAGCUCAGCUCUUGCAUAAAAGUGGAAAAGCACAGCUAUCUCUGAGAAGACCAGCUCUUUCAGCAGCUAAUUUGAGUUUGCGUUCAUCUACACCAGACGUGAUUAAAUUACCUAUCAAGUGUGCUGAGCUAUCAGGAUUCAGGCCAUGUAAAAGGUGAAUUUCAUCUGAUUGAUUUGAGACACGAAUGGAACAAUUGAGUUUUAAAAGCCCCGCCCUAAUUAAAGGGAUAGAAGAGUAUCACUCCCCGGCGACUUCUUGACUGCCAUUGCCCUUGAAAACUGGGUGGUGAUAGUGAUUUGACCCAAGUCACUUUGUUGUGUGCCUGUUUGUUCAACCUGAUCAUUUCACAGAAAGAAAUGAACUCAGAGGAAAACCUGAAAGGACUUCACUAUUUUUUACUGGGCAUUUCUAGAGCACUGUUUGUUUAAAUCUGUG